Messenger RNA from Aspergillus caelatus, 7116 nucleotides. RefSeq lists its product as uncharacterized. Bases 1 to 7116 code for a protein of 2371 amino acids. The record is from RefSeq and is a predicted model, not a curated record. NCBI's taxonomy places the organism in Eukaryota, Fungi, Ascomycota, Eurotiomycetes, Eurotiales, Aspergillaceae. The transcript has 4 exons.
AUGGAAAGUAUGCGCAUUGUUCACCAUUAUGGACUCGAAGCCGGCCGUGAGAAGCCUUUAUACUCCUACUAUUGUUUAGUCGAGAAUGAGCAGAAAAACGGAUAUCCGGUUCAAUCACGAAUAGCCGGACACAAUGAGCGAUUCUCCAAAGCAACUCUGGCUCUCGAGAUAGAGCUCCGUACGCCAAACCCUCAGUCCUACGAUCAACCCCCUCCAUCCUAUGACGAUGCUAUCAAAGACUUGCCUCCAGAUUACUCUACACUUUCACCGUUAGCCAAACAGAAAGAUUUGUGUGGUGACUGCACGCCCUCGAUAGGAACAAAAUAUUCUACAGUUAGAUCUAAGUCCCCUCUGAUCGUUUUAGAUCGUCCAUUUGGCAUACAGGAACAUAAGGGGGCAGGCAAGAAGAAGAAAGGAAAGCAAGCCGCACAACAGAGUACUCCACCACCGAAUGACGACGGUGACAAAAGCCCACCCCCUGAUGAAAACCAGAAUGGUGGGGACAGUGGAAGCAACGGGGAUGGGUCGGGAGGUGGGAAUGGGGACAACGGUGGUGACGGAGGCGGCGGCGAUGGCGGAGACGACGAUGGUUGGGGAGAUGCGUGGAAUACAACCAGCAAGAAAAAAGACAAGAAGAAGAAGAAAGAGGAAGAAGAGCGACUAGCCAAAGAAGAAGAGGAGCGGAAGGCCAAAGAGGAGGAGGAGAAAAAGGCCGCAGAAGAAGCAGCAGCUAAUACUAAUAACGAUGAUCUUAGUUGGGCGAACGAUGGUACUGGAAACGGCGAUGAUUCGUGGGCGGACUUUGCGCCUGCAGGGAAGAAGAAGAAUAAAAAGAAGGAUCAAAGUGCUACUCUGAUUGACACCGACCCCCCUUCCAAUUCUUUUCAGGAUAUCAAUUUAGGUGGCAAUACAUCUCCACCAAAUCUAAGCCUAGAUCCCCUUGGAGGCAAAUCUACUGGCGGGGGCCUGGAUCUUGGCGGAUGGGAUAAAAGUUGGAAUACAGGGAGUAAAUGGGGUCUCGACUCUCUUGGUGGCUUGAGUGGGGACAAGACACAGAAUACCAACCCAUGGUCAUUUGGCUCAGCGGCUGACCCAUUGAAUGCUCCAGUCGGAUUUGGCUUUGGCUUUGGAGCCCCUCCUGGUCCUAGCAAUGGAGAUAUCAGCACCCAAGAAAAGAAGGAUGACUGGGGCUUCCUGGAUACUAAGAAGACCACCGAACCAGAGCCGGAGAUAGCUGAUGACGAUGAUUGGGGCUGGGGCGUCCCAACUAAAAAGAAAGACAAGAAAAAGAAGAACGGUGCUCUCCUUGAAGAGUUAGAACCAGUAGUGGAAACUUCUCCAGUUGUCGCAGAUCUAGCGCCGGAGCCUAUCCCUGAGGAGAAAAAAGAGGAGGAUGACUGGGGAGGCUGGAAUACCUCCACACAGGAGAAGAAAAAGAAGAAGGGCAAAGGUGCAGAGCCCGAGCCCGAACCGGAACCCCCAGCACAAGCUGAGCCAGAGCCUGCACCAGAACCAGCACCAGAGCCUAAGCUGCCUGAUGAUCCACUUUACAAUAAUUGGGACACACUAUCAUCUAAAGACCGAAAGAAACGAGAGAAGUCUCUUGUCAAGAAAGGUCUUCCUAUACCUGGUAAGGACUUUGAAUGGCCACCACGUGCGCCAGCCGCACCUGUCGAAGAACCCGCGAAAGAUCCUGAGCCAGAACCCCAACCGGAACCUGAGCCUGAACCAACGCCUGAGCCUGAGCCAGAGCCGGUAGCUGAACCUGAACCAGAGCCAGCCCCGGAGCCAGAGCCCGCAGCCCCAGAGCCGGAACCAGAACCUGAAGCUAAACUGCCAGAUGACCCACUCUAUAAUAACUGGGACAUUCUUUCAUCAAAAGACAAAAAGAAACGUGAGAAGUCCUUGAUAAAGAAAGGCCUCCCAAUUCCCGGGAAAGAUUUUGAGUGGCCACCACCUGCACCUGCACCUGCCGUGGAAGAGCUAGCACCAGAACCAGAACACCAACCAGAGCCUGAACCUGUUGUUGAGCCAGAACCGGAACCUGCGGCUACACCCGAACCACAGCCAACGCUAGAACCGGAGCCAGUAGCUGAUCCAGGACCCCCAGCCGAGCCAGAACCACAACCUGUGUCCGAAGCUAAACUGCCAGACGAUCCACUCUAUAACAAUUGGGACGAUCUUUCAUCUAAGGACCGGAAGAAGCGCGAGAAAUCAUUGACCAAGAAAGGCCUCCCAGUUCCUGGUAAGGAUUUCCCUUGGCCACCGCCCACGGCACCAGAGCCUGUAUUAGCGGAGCCGGCAGCAGAACAAAUAGUAGAAGAAGUUCCUGAACCAGUGGCGGAACCAGAGCCUGAACCAGCACCAGAACCAGAGCCGGUACUUGAACCUGAACCUGAACCUGUGCCGGUACUUGAUCCAGAACCACAACCUGCGCCCGAAGCUAAACUACCAGAUGACCCUCUGUACAAUAAUUGGGACGAUCUUUCCUCUAAGGAUCGGAAGAAGCGCGAGAAAUCACUGAUGAAGAAGAGCUUGCCAAUUCCUGGCAAGGAUUUUGCCUGGCCACCACCACCACCACCGGAGCCAGUGGCAGAUGAACCUGUACAGGAGCCAUCGCCAGAACCGGAGCCGGUACUUGAACAUGAGCCAGAGCUAGAGCCUGAGUCCAAACUUCAAGCUGAGCCUGAACCGCAACCAGAACCAAUUAUUUUGUCACUGCCAGAUAAUCCGCUCUACGAUAACUGGGACAAUCUCUCAGAUAAAGACAAGAAAAAGCGUGAGAAAUUGCUGAUAAAGAAGGGUCUACAAGUUCCAGGUAAGGAUUUUGACUGGCCACCACCUCCACCGCCGGAGCCAUUGGUGGAGGAGCCAGCACUGGAGCCAGGGCCAGAACCAGAGCUGGAGCCAGGGCCAGAACCAGAGCUGGAGCUUGAACCUGAACCUGAACCUGAACCUGAACCCGAACUGCAACCGGAACCGGAACCCAAGGCUCCAUCACUGCCAGAUGACCCGCUCUAUAAUAACUGGGACAAUCUCUCAACCAAAGACAAGAAAAAGCGAGAGAAAUCACUGAUAAAGAAGGGUCUGCCGGUUCCGGGCAAGGAUUUUGACUGGCCACCACCUCCACCGCCAGAGCCAUUGGUGGAGGAGCCCAUACAAGAUCCGACACAGGAGCCGGAGCUGGAACUAGAACCGGAAGCUGAGCCAGAACCGGAGCUCGUCCCUGAAGCCGUUCUUGAAGAGCCCGAGCCUCAAGCCGAGCCUGAACCAGAACCAGAACCAGAAUCCAAAGCUCCCGCACUGCCGGAUGAUCCACUCUAUAAUAACUGGGAUAAUCUCUCCUCCAAGGAUCGAAAGAAGCGAGAAAAAUCGUUAAUAAAGAAAGGUUUGCCUAUUCCUGGUAAGGAUUUUGAGUGGCCACCGCAAGCGGCACCUGUAGCAGAGGAACCCGUACAAGAACCAGAGCCAGAACCCACCCCUGAACCCGUUCCUGAGCAAGCCCCAGAGCCAGAGGUAAUCCCUGAACCGGUUACCGAAGAACCAGGUGACGAUAGCUGGGGCAUCUGGGCUCCUCAAAAGGAUAAGAAGUCUAAGAAGAGCAAGAUUAACGAUGAACCUCCACCGCCGGCGCCUACUCCACCUUCUUUGGGAUUUUCGCUUGAACCUGAUGGGUUUGAGAGUAUACCAGAGGAACCUCUUUGGGAUGAUUUUAGCACAAUGCCUUCUAAAAAGAAGGGCGUUGUUGCGGAGGAAACGCCGUCAAAGCCAGCCAGAGGGUUCUGGGCAAGCAUCGGAGCAGCAGCGAUGGGGAUGCCUAAGGCCACUAAAAAGAGGUCGGCAGAAAAGCCAAUAAGAGAGGCCGAACCCCAGCCUGAUCAGGAUGAUCUGCUUAUUGACGUAGGGGAUGCGCCGAGAGAGGCUGGUGCGGCUGACGCGGCUGACGCGCCAGUCGCAGAAGUCUUAGAACCUCAGCCAGCCGCGCCGCCAACAAAGACACCUGUUGUCACCUCAAAGACCAAGUCAUCAACCAAGAACUCUGUCGCAGAGCGCGUUAAAGUCCUUGAAGAGAAAAAGAAAGAAAAGUCCAAGGGAAAGUCGGCGGAAAAAUCAAAAGCGAAGGAGGUGCCGCCGCCGGUAGAAGAUCCUCUAGAACCUCCGCAGGAGCCUGAGCCGGAGCCGGAGCCAGAACCUGAACCAGUUAUAGAAAGAAGGAUUUUACGAGACACUGUACCAGGAAGCUUUCCAGACGCUUUUGACGACGAUUUCGAUGACCUCCCACCCCCUGUCCCAGACCCGCCAGCGGAGCCGGAGCCGGAACAAGAGCCAGAACCUGAAAGGCAGCCAGAAGUCGAGCUUGAGCCAGUAGUAUUGUCCAAGAAGGCCAAAAAGAAAGACAAGAAGAGAUCGAAGACUGCUAUUCCCGAGCCCCAGCCGCCUGCCCUAGAGCCUCCUGCACCAGAACUACCAACAGAGCCAGAGCCUGCGCCGGAGCCUGCGCCACCAGAAGAGGUUGUGUCUAUUGUUGAACCUGAGCCGGAACCAGUUCCUGAACCCAAGCCCGUACUACUACACAAAGCCGAAAAGAAGAAAAAGAAGGCUAAAGCGGUUGAACCCCAGCCCGAACCCGAACCUGAACCAGAGCCGGUGCCCCCACCCAAAGUCGAAAAGAAGAAAAAGAAGGCAAAAACGGUUGAACCCCAACCUGUGCCCGAACCAGAGCCGGAGCCAGAACCGGUGCGAGCGCUUGAUCCUGAGCCCGAACCUGAACCAGAGCCAGAGCCUGUACCCCCACCCAAAGUCGAAAAGAAGAAGAAGACUAAGCCAGUUGAACCUCAACCUGUGCCCGAACCAGAGCAGGAGCCAGAACCGGUGCGAGCGCUUGAUCCUGAACCUGCUCCUGUCAAUGUGCCGGAGCCGGAGCACGAGCCAGCGUUUGAGCCCGCUGAGCCGCCUGCCCCGGAGCCUGAAAAACCCAUGAAGAAAGUGAAGAAAAGUAGAAGGUCAGUGCCAGUUCCAGAACCACCACCGGCUCCUCCUGCAGAAACCCCAGUGGCCGAUGUUUCAGAGGAAGCUGCUGGGGGUCCUCCGACACCGCCACCUGAACCAGUUGCUACGGAGCGAGCGGCAAGGAAGGAGCGUCCGCGCGUUGAACGCGCACCUGGUAGCACGUCGUGGGAUAUGUGGGGUGCUGCACCCCCGCCGAGGAGGCCAGGCCAUAGGGAAGAUAGGCAUAGAAGAAGGGAGCAAUCACCUUCGGGAAUGGGAAGAUCAAAGUCCACUAGACACUCAAGGCCAAGGGAACCGGAGGAUGAGGUAGAGAGAUCGUCGGAACCCGAGAACGCCAGGCAACGGGAGCCUGCACACGAUCGGGCUGCGGCAUUCUCGAAUUUCAUUUUUGGCGCACCACCUCCGCCUACCAGAACGAAAUCUAGCAGGAGACAUGGCGAGUAUGCGCCAAGGCACACGUCACGGCGCCCACCUGGAGAUAUGGAUGACACCGGAUUCCCAUCGCCGCCACCGGAUGAGCAGUUCGAGAUGCCGGAUAAGGCUGCCCGCAUGAUGGGUGCUCCUCCAUCUGGGUCAAGACGGGAGAGACCACGUGGCUCUCGGAAAAGAUCUAGCGCUCGUGAUCCAUAUGCUAUUGACGAUGAAGACAUCGUCAUGGUUAAUCCGGAUGAUGCUGAAGGCGAGCCCAAGGCUCCCUCUAGAGAGUCACGCCAUUCGGAACGACGGUCAAGGAAGAAGUCACGAUCACGGCAGGGAGACUUCCAGGAUGAUGCUGUCAUGGUGGAUGCAGACCCAGCCCAGCAAAGUCCAGACAUUGUUUCCGGACCUGAAGACAUGGCAUUUGUGGAGGCUCCGAGGGAACGGCGUUUAAGGCGAUCGAAUACGGCCCCCAAGAAACAGGAGACUGGCGGUCUCAUGGGGUUGAUCGGAACAUUGCGUCAACACAUUCGCCCUGAACUGCCUGAACGUCAAAAGUCUGCGUCUUACCGGGAUGAGGACGCCAGGUACAUGACGGAGCCAGAGCGAGACGACGCACGGCGCCAGAGACGUGACGAGAGGAGAAGACGCGCAAUGAGACCGGACCCUGACCGUGAGGGCUAUGCUACAGAUGCUGGGCCGGCAAUGGAUGUCCCAGAGAUUCAGAUAGAGGAUGUCGAUGCCAGGAGAGAGGCGCGCAGAGCACGACGCGCUUCUCGACAAGGCGACAUUGAUCCGCAUCGAGACAGCGAGUUCCAAGAAGCCGAGGAACGACGGGCAAGAAGACGGGAAAGGCAAAGGGCUCGCGAGCAAGAGAUGCAAGAAAUGCAACUCCGAGAGGAAGAGGAGAGAGCACAGCGACGCCGAGAGGAGAAGAUGGCUCGCCGGGCUGCUCGUGAAGAGCGCCGUGCCCGGGAGGAGCAAGAAGCUCGAGAGGCGGAAGCUCAGGCACAGGAAGCCAGAGAAGCGGAGGCCCGCGAAGCCAAGGCUGCGGAACGCCGCGAGCGGAGGCGGCAGGAAAGGGAGGCAGCAAUGUAUGAGAACCCUGGGUACGACCCGAGAUCCAGAAAACGGCACUCGCAUAUGGAUGAUAGAGCCGCUAGGGACUUUUACAUGCAGGGCGGGGACCCGGACAGGGCCUAUCGUUCGCGCCGUCAUGGAGACGACGCUGAACACGCUAGACGUCGAAGGUCCAGGGCGCCUGAGGAGACGAGACCCGCACCGAUGAUGCCUGGACAGCGCAAAGACAAGACCUCGUCUUGGGUUAAUUCUCAAGCAAGUGAUCCCCCUGAACCACCUCCAGUUGUGCCGACUAUGUUAGACAUGCCGCCUGCUCCCGGGGAGCCCAUGGAUGGGGCGCACUCAAUCUCAUCGGACGAGGAGGCCCGACGCGACCUACGCCGGAAGGCAAGGAGACGGGCCCGAUACCCCGGACUCACGGAUCAGGAGAUUGACGAGGUGCGCUUGAAGAAACGCGAGGCUAGGAGGUCUGAGAGAGGACAGAAGAGCAGCUCGGGUAGUGCAGACUACGAGCGAGACCGUGGAAUGAGAUAUGACCGAUACGACCAACCACCUCCUAGCUCCGGCGGAAAGCUGCCUAAUUGGUUUAAGAAACUUACCAGCUUUUAA